Messenger RNA from Uloborus diversus, 947 nucleotides. RefSeq lists its product as uncharacterized. The transcript is spliced from 4 exons. The record is from RefSeq and is a predicted model, not a curated record. NCBI's taxonomy places the organism in Eukaryota, Metazoa, Arthropoda, Arachnida, Araneae, Uloboridae. Bases 247 to 774 code for a protein of 175 amino acids.
CACUCGUCACGUGAUGUCUGCUGAGAGCUUGGGUUUACUGUUUAAAACUUCCUACUCGCGUCCGUUGUUAGUUCUUGGGCUUGACCAACGAGAAUUAGUGAAACAUUAGAUGAAGUGUCGGAAAAUCUUUUGGAAACUUUUGGACUUCCUUAAAUAAUUUCUUGGAAAAUUGAAAGCUGCCAAAUAACAGGAGUUUACGUUCCUAGAGUUGAAGCGUGGAGCAGUGUUUACAACGCAAGCGACCAAAUGAAUGCCCCCUGUGUUUACUCAGGGAACCAACGGGUUAGAAACUACCACGUCGAAACUCCUGCCAUUAGGAAUGAUGUUAAGAAAUACUCCUAUUCCUCUUGGGAAAAGCUAAUAUUGAAUCUUGGUGAUGCGGUUGGUAUAAUUGCUCUGUGGCUACUUUUGUAUGACAUAACUGGAAUACUAAGUCCGCUCCUUAUAUUUAUUGGAAUGAAAAUUCUACUUGACUUCUAUGGAUUCGGUUCACGGGGCAUCAUACGGAACACAUACGCAUCAAACUAUCAAAGAUGCAAUCCCUUCACAAGAGAAUUAUGGUUCGCUAAGCUAAAAGAAUUGGGGUCUCACCUUUCGACUCAAUUAGCAUAUAGUUGGUUUGUUUCUAUUAUUUUUUGGAAUUUUGUAUUACCUUAUGGUUUAUUAAAAAUGAUUCCUUCAGUUGUAAAUAACGUUGUCAUCCUCUAUGUUUCAUAUAAAUUGACUUACAUGGCAUGUGUAAAUGUGAAACGAAGGUUUUAUGAAACAGAUUAAAAAUGUUCUCAGUAAAUUGAUGGAGUUUAUCCUGACAUUGAAGACCAGAUUAAAACGUGCACAUCAUUUAUUCUCGUGUUUUGUUUUUGCUCUAUAAAACGCAAUAAAUUUUAUUGAGAUGUUUGUAAGACUACUACUUUGUGGACAUUUUGAAUAAAUAUUUUAUUAGUUGA